UUAAUCGUCGAGCUCAGCAGUACCGGUGUCGGGUGCUCCAUCGAUGGCCGUACAGUGAACAGCAUCAGCUAUGCGGACGAUAUGGUGCUGCUGAGUCCUUCGGCCGCCGCUCUGAGACGACUGAUCUUGAUAUGUGAGGAAUAUGCCAGUGCUCAUGGCCUUAUCUACAAUGUCCGCAAGAGCGAGCUAAUGGUAUUCCAAGCCAGGGGUCGCAAGAUAGAACAUGUUCCUCCUAUCAAAUUAAAUGAUGUUGCCUUACUAAGGGUGUCGUCCUUCAAAUAUCUCGGACAUGUUGUAACUGAGGACAUGAAGGACGACAAUGACAUUGAAAGGGAGCGAAGGGCGAUGGCUGUCCGCUGUAACAUGCUGGCGCGCAGAUUCUCGCGAUGUAGUACAGGUGUAAAAAUCAUGCUCUUUAAGACGUAUUGCCAAACUUUGUACACGUGUAAUCUGUGGGUUAGCUACACGCAGCGGGCUCUCAGCGCCCUUCGUGUACAAUACAACAAUAGCCUUAGGAUGCUGCUGGGGCUUCCCCGCCACUGUAGCGCAUCCGAGAUGUUUGCGCAUGCGCACACUGACGGCUUUAACGCCGUGCUGCGCAAACGGAUAGCUUCGCUUUUACGCAGAGUGCGGGACAGCCCCAACACCAUACUAAGAGGUCUUAGCGACAAGUUUGACUGCCCGAUUGUGCGACACUGGGUGCGUGCACACGUCCACAUGACCGGCGACAGACUGCCUUGAUUAUUAGUCUCUUUUAGUAUUUAUGUGGGUGUAAUGUUUUUUCCUAAAAUUAAUGUUUUUUUUCUUUUCUCCAUUAUGUGUUAUCUAAUGAUGCACGAAAUAAAUAAAUAAAUA
Papilio machaon (common yellow swallowtail) is the source of this 855-nucleotide messenger RNA. RefSeq lists its product as uncharacterized. Bases 82 to 741 code for a protein of 219 amino acids. NCBI's taxonomy places the organism in Eukaryota, Metazoa, Arthropoda, Insecta, Lepidoptera, Papilionidae. The record is from RefSeq and is a predicted model, not a curated record. The transcript has a single exon.